AUGGGGACCUUCAACUUUGGCAAGCACAAUGGGAAGACCUACGAGGAGGUGUUCGAGAAGGACAAGUCGUAUGUGACAUGGGUGAAGAACCUGGAAACACCCACAGGGUCGCUACUUAACUUCAAGGAGUAUGUGUUAGAGAGGGAAAAGGGAGAGCAGAAACAGCAGGGACAGCGGGGGCAGGUGACCUCGCCAGGGCAUCUUGGCCAUUCGGGCAACCUAAGCAGCAAAUCCACAGGGAAAUGGUCACGCAGCCAAGGAUGGGAAGGUGCCAGCUUUGAUGGAAACCGAGAAAGUGGAGGAGGAGACACUUACCGAAGUAAAAGCUCGUUCGAUAAAAGUCCCAGUGCAGUGCUCAAAGGGGUGGAUACUCCUAAAGGAAGUUACAAAAAUGAGGGAUAUUCCAAAACAGCUAAACCGGUGAACAAAAUGAAUAGCAGAGAGUACAAGACGUACGAGCAAGGCAUAAUGAAUGAAAUAAGCAAAAGCUAUAAUCAGAGUGAAAAGGGAGAAAAAGUCGAAUUUGACAUCAUUGUGGCGUUUGAAAUUUUCAGUGUUGAUACAUUUAAGGUUGUCCAAAUGGAUAACAACACCACUGGAGGUGGUAGGAAAUAUGCUAGCUUUAAAAACUACCUCCCGAAGGAACUCUUUAAAAUACUAACCGAAUUUAAUCCAACAUUAAAAAAGGUGAACAACUCUUCCUGCAUGACGUUCGAAGCAGAUAAGUACGAAUACGUGUUGUCCAAUUUGAAGGAAAAGUGUACCAUCUUGGGAGGUAUACAAAGCAUCCCCAAUUUCCUUCUAAAGUGUUUUGAUCAGUACAGCCGAUUUUCAGAACCGCAAAAGGUUUCCGAAAUAAGUGCAAAUAUUCUGACGAAUAAUUUAUGUCCAUACACGAAAAAAAAUUAUGACAAAAUGGAUAUCCUGGUGGGAGAAAAGCUAAGUGCAGAAUUGAGGAAUUUUCAAAGAGAAGGAGUUUAUUUUGGGUUAAAAAAAAAUGGGCGAGUAUUAAUAGGGGAUGAAAUGGGAUUGGGAAAAACGUUACAAGCUUUAGCUCUCAUGGCAUUUUAUCAGGAGGACUGGCCAUUCAUCGUUGUUUGUCCUUCGUCCAUUCGGUUUCAGUGGAAAGAUCAGGCACUACGAUGGUUAUCCCACCUAUUGUCGGAAAAUCAAAUUUGUGUUGUGAAAAGUGGAAAAACAGACAUCCCCAGGAAUUGCAAAAUGAUCAUAAUUUCCUACGAAUUAAUGACAAAAAAUGAUAAGUAUCAGAAUAAGUAUAAAUCCAUCGUGUGUGAUGAAUCUCACUAUUUGAAAAACUCCUUUUCAAAAAGGACGAAAGCGAUCACCCCCAUUAUUAGGAGUGCGAAAAGGUGUGUCCUUCUAUCAGGUACCCCAGCUUUGAAUAAACCAUCCGAAUUGUACGAACAGGUGUCUAGCAUUAUUCCUGACCUUUUUAAUUACCAUGAAUUUUGCGAAAGAUAUUGCUUUAAGGACAAAAAUAUGUACACCAGAAAGUUCGAAUAUGUUGGAUGUAAACACACAGAGGAGUUACACCUAUUUUUAACCAACACGAUUAUGAUAAGGAGAUUAAAAAAAGACGUUUUGAAGGAACUGCCAGAAAAGCUGAGGUCAAAAAUUCCAGUGGAAAUACCUCCAAAGGAGUUAGGCGAAAUUCUCACCUACCAGAGAAUGUUAGAGAAGAAGAAGAAUAUCAACAUUGGGGACGAUUUGGACGAUCUGCCAAUGGCGGGCGGGGGUAAUGAGUACAGUUAUGGGCGAAGCAAUUUUGGCACGCCCAACAGGGAGGACGAAGAAAAUGUCUCCAUUUCGCACCUAUUCAAAAUAACGGGUUACGCAAAAGUGAAGGCCAUAAAGGAGUACAUUACGUACCUUAUCGAUGCGGAUAUCAAGUUCCUUCUCUUCUGUCACCACAAAUUAGUGAUGGAUGAAAUUGACCAAUUUUUGACAGAGAAAAAAUGCAUGUUCAUAAGAAUAGAUGGAUUAACCCCCGUUGAUAAGAGAGAGGUAUACAUUAAGAGCUUCCAAAAUGAUGACCAUAUAAAAAUUGCCCUACUGUCAUUAACUGCCUGUGGGUUGGGGUUAAAUCUAACUGCUGCCAAUACAGUCGUUUUUGGAGAGUUGUAUUGGGUACCGGGACAAAUAAUACAAGCAGAAGAUCGAGCACACAGAAUUGGUACCACCCAUGAAGUGAUCAACAUACAUUAUUUAAUUGCACAAAAUACCAUUGAUGAAACUGUUUGGAGAAUUAUUAACAGAAAGUGGAACACCCUCACCACGGCCUUAAACGGAAUGGAAGACUCACUAAACGUGAAAGAGGUAAAUAAGUUCGACCGAUUUAUGUUAGACCUAACUAACGAUGCGAAUAAGUCCUAUCCCACCUCGUUGGUCACCACCCCCAAAGUUAGGAGGAAGUCAUUCGAACAUAACAAAUCAUUUGAAACAACCAAUAGUAACACCAAACGGGAGAGGGAUAUACGCGAUUUCUUCAAGCCGAGUGAGAAGUCUGCCGAAAAGUUCGAUUGUGCCAAAAAGAGGUCGUACGACACUCCAACGAAGGAUUGCUCUUCCAACAACACCUCUCCAAAUAUGCUAAACAAGCGGUACAAAACUGAGUUGUUCUGGGAGGAAGAGUAG
Plasmodium coatneyi is the source of this 2655-nucleotide messenger RNA. Its product is annotated as DNA helicase. Gene Ontology annotation, cellular component: nuclear replication fork. The transcript has a single exon. Gene Ontology annotation, molecular function: ATP binding; ATP-dependent chromatin remodeler activity. Lineage: Eukaryota; Apicomplexa; Aconoidasida; Haemosporida; Plasmodiidae. Bases 1 to 2655 code for a protein of 884 amino acids. Gene Ontology annotation, biological process: replication fork processing; DNA repair. The record is from RefSeq and is a predicted model, not a curated record.